GAGAAUCCCCCAUCAGACUCCCUCCCUCGACAUGAUCGUUCUCAUUGCGCCUUCCUCCACCCGCGCGAUCAGCUUCGAGCCCAACACUGAUCGUCGAGUCUUCCCGGCCUCAGAACUUCGCGAGCAACAAUGACCGCAACCUCCGAACCCAACGACGAGUACAACCUCCAAGAGGCGUGGGAGCGCGUGUGCCACUCGUUCGCGCAGACCACCAAGGUCGAUCUGACGACCGCGCCGAAUUACACCAUCGAGGAAGCUGUGAUCGACAAGACGCUGGCAUUUGUGAAGGUUCUUGGGGGCAUUGUUGCGCAGGGCGCGAGCAUGGUGUUCGCGCCCAGUAGCCUCUGUUUCAAUGCUAUCGCCUACCUGAUCGACACCGGGGCAAAGUUCAAGCGCAUCUUCAGCAGCCUGGCUGAGCUGUUCCGGAAGGUCUGUGACGUGUUGGACCGCAUGCAGAUAUACAUGCGCCUACCGAGCGACCGUAAAGAUCCGAGUGUCAGAAGACCAACCAGAGAUCCCGACAGGGACAGUAUUGAAACAAGACAAAUUUUGGUCACUGAGACGGAAUCAAGAAGAGAGCCUCGACCAAAGCAGAUCCACAGCCUGGCAUUAAUCUUACUUACAUAUGGGCGAUACGACGAUGCUAUUGAGCGAUUGAAGCUGGCGUCAUCACUUAUGUCUGAGAACUGGGAAAUAGAAUGGGACCUGGCACAUACAUACGCGUUGAAGAAAGAUUAUGCGCGUGCCAUUCGGACUCUCGAGGCGACAACUGAAAGACUUGCUGCUGAAAGCAAUCAGGCGCCGGAGGGAUCCUCAGGCAAGAGAUGCUUAUUGUUUUUGAAGCAGGAUGUGGCCUCUUGGUAUGAGGCGGCUGGUCACGAAGACCAGGCCCUCACAAUGUACAAGGAUCUUCUCGACGAGCACCCGGGCGAGUUCGACCCGCUGAACAGGCUGUUCGCAAGUUUCCAUAAAAGAAACGACUAUGAAAGCGCCCUUCACUUUCUUCGUGUUUUGGAGGGCGCCGUCGACCCCACCACGGAGCUCGACCGACGCACAGCUGCAGUUCGCUCGUUGUGGCUUGACGACAAUUUGAAUAACGCACUGUUUGCUCUGGCAUCUAACACUGAUGUCCUUGAUGUUGUACUCGCCAGUUACAGGAUGGCUAUUGCUGCUGCUGAGGCGGAGUGUGAGGCCCAGCGAGAAGCACUGAGAAAUGGAGAAAUUGAAUCCCAAGACCCCUGGAUGGGCUAUGAAUGGGAGCGCGUCCUGGAUGUGUGUCCAGCGAAUGCCGCCGUCAAAGAUCUGUCCCUCAUUUGUAGUCGGACGGAAAGCCGACUCGCAUCGGCGUAUUAUACCGAGGUGCAGCAUAACCUGGACACCGGCGCAUCAUACAUGAUCAAGCUCGAAAAGUUGGCGCGAGUCGCAACUUGCGAGGACUUGACGGACGAGUUCAAGCGACAUGGCGCACAGCGGCUUGCACACUACCACGUCCUUCGGGGUAGCAUGGAAAGGGCCCAGGAUACGCUACGUCCAUUCCUCAAGGCCGACCUCGCUCUUCUCUCUGACAACGACCCACUCAAUGAUUGGGAAGGGUACAUUCGUCUUGCCGGCCACCUUCGAGUAGUUGGCAUGUGGGAUGCCACUGUCGCAGCUUGGUCCCUGGUUAGCCCGAAUCCCGACUACUCGGACAACCCCUGGAAAUCCCGGGGACCUAUGGAUAUCUUUUGCGAGGGGGGCUGUGGGGCCCACUGGACCUAUGCGGAUGACCUCUAUGUGUGCAAAACUUGCACAGGUGUUCAUUACGACAAAGCCUGCGCGGACGAACUGCGGGCGGGGACGCUUGCAGUGGAGAUCUGCAGCCAUGAUCACGAGUUGCUGCAUGUUCCGCCCUAUGAUCCCAUCGCCCAAGCGAGGAUCGGCGAAGGCAAUGUCCGCGUGGGCGGGGAGGUCCUCAGUGUCAAGGCAUGGCUUGAGCGGAUUAGACAGGAAUGGGGGCUAGAGUUGGGAGGCUAG
Messenger RNA from Aspergillus aculeatinus CBS 121060, 2013 nucleotides. RefSeq lists its product as uncharacterized. NCBI's taxonomy places the organism in Eukaryota, Fungi, Ascomycota, Eurotiomycetes, Eurotiales, Aspergillaceae. The record is from RefSeq and is a predicted model, not a curated record. The transcript has 4 exons. Gene Ontology annotation, molecular function: protein binding. Bases 130 to 2013 code for a protein of 627 amino acids.